Molecule: messenger RNA, 1394 nt
Organism: Gossypium raimondii (Peruvian cotton)
Lineage: Eukaryota; Viridiplantae; Streptophyta; Magnoliopsida; Malvales; Malvaceae
Product: protein XRI1
Exons: 10
Coding region: 265-1158 (297 amino acids)
Biological process (GO): male meiotic nuclear division; female meiotic nuclear division
Source: RefSeq, a predicted model, not a curated record
GCUGAAUGGUCAUGGUAAAGAGUGGAAAUAGUAAUUAAGAAAUCCAAAAAGAAAAACAUAAAAAAAGUUUAAAAAGGAAAAAUAUAUGAGAGAGUAAAGGCCAAAAGAGUAAGGCUGAGAAGUAGCAGUGAGUGCUGCUUCCACUGCUUUAUAUGAUAUGGUGUUGUUGUAGAAGUGAAGACUGGGAUUGAAAAAAAAGAAGGGUGUUAUUUGAUUCAGUUUUGAAGGGAGGAAGAAGAAGAAGAAGAAGAAGAAGAAGAAGAAAUGGAUUACAACUAUGAUCAGGAGCCAUGGAAUUGGCAUGGAGAUCAAAAGAACAACGAUUUUGGUGCCUCCGAAGGUGCAUGGACUCAAGUGACCUUGAACGAGGAAGACCUUUCCUACAUGUUUGUUGAAGCAACCCCUGUUAAGGAAUGUGGGGAUCUGUCAUACCAUGUUACUCAAAAUGAUGAUAUAAGUAAGGAAUCAGAGGAAAAGAGGGAGACUGCUUCACAAGUUAAAAGGCGUAGAAUGCUUCAAUUUGACACUCAUGCGGUAGAUUCUUCCCUUAUCUGUGAAGAGAUGCCAUCCGCAUUCCUAAAAUCAAGGGAGAGGGAUGAUAUGAUUGAAGAGAUCUUGCCCGAUGCAUCUGAGUGGGUUGCUGGUUUAUCAGAAGAUGCAUCAGCCUCCAGUUAUGAUGGCCUAGAUCAGUCAUGUGAAGGAUGGCUUGCUGAAUACUUUAAUGACCCGGAGCUGCUUCUUAGCUCUGAUGAUAUGAAUCUGACUGGGGCAUCCAAUGUUCAAAUUGAUACUUCAGAGUUGUGCAAUGCCCAACCUGAGUCUGGGGCUGAUGCUGUUCAAAAGCAGGCAACUCGAACGCUUGGAAAUGUUGUUCUCAAAGGUAGGAAGUCUUUCAUCCGAAUGCCCCCUAAGGUAGCAUCAUCUGUUGCCUACCCAUUUGCUUUCAUUAAACCCUGUGGUUUCCAUGGAGAUGUCACCCUAAAGGAUAUAAAUCAGCGAAUCCGAACUCCGCCACCAUCAAAAUCGAAACAAAGCAAUGAAGAUCUUGCUGAUGCUUUCCCUACUUCUGCUUUUUCUGGGAAGCCUGUUGUCGGCAAAACUAAAAUUCGUACUGAAGGAGGAAAAGGCACCAUCACAAUUAUGAGAACGAAAGGCUGAGUAGAUAAGUGUUCUUCUAAACUUAUUUUUAACUUUUUUUCUCCUUUUUAGCGCCCUUUGCUCUCCCCCGUGGUUAAAAUCUGGUGGUUGAGUAACUCUGUAUUUUUUUGUUGGACGCUUGGAAUUCAUAAUACACAUCGAAGUGUUUUAUGUUUCCAAAUAGUAUUCUGAGGGUCUAAUAUUUGUCUAAUACAUGCUUUAUUUUUAAGGCUAUAAAUGACAUGAUAUUUGAGAUC